Messenger RNA from Hyalella azteca, 805 nucleotides. RefSeq names its product mitochondrial import inner membrane translocase subunit Tim13. Bases 136 to 408 code for a protein of 90 amino acids. The transcript is spliced from 3 exons. Lineage: Eukaryota; Metazoa; Arthropoda; Malacostraca; Amphipoda; Hyalellidae. The record is from RefSeq and is a predicted model, not a curated record.
GUUUUGCAGUUAAUAGGCCUGCAGCCUGCCUGAUGCAUAGGUUAUUAUAUUGGAAUUUUGAUCAUGAUGAUUUUUUAAAUAAUAUUAUUUGCUUGCAUAACAGAGACCUUAUUUCAGUAGGUAAAUUAAAACAAAAUGGAAGGUGCAGACCUCAGUAAAAUGACAGCAGCUCAGAAGGAAGCUCUUAUGACCCAAGUAAAGCAGCAAAUGAUGCUCCUCAACACACAAGAACUUCUAUCUAAUGUCAUAGACCAGUGCUUUACUAGAUGCAUCCCUAAGCCUGGAUCAUCUUUGGACAAUUCUGAACAGAAAUGCUUAGCAAUGUGCAUGGAUCGAUUCAUGGACAGCUGGAACUUGGUGUCUCGAACCUAUGGCGCAAGGUUGAGCCUUGAGAAGAGUAAAUACUAGUCCUCGUCAAUAGGCACCAUGUUUGCUACAUAAUGUGAAUAGUUCGUUUUUUAGACCCUCAUGUCCCUAAUUACUUUGCCAUUGUUUUCAAUUCAAGACACAACUUUGUAAACUUUUUUUAUUGUCUAGCUUCCAGAUUUGAUUCGGUUACCUGUGUAAAAUAAUGAUAGGAUCUGAUAACAUGUACCGAUGAAUGCUGCUGGAAACCUGAAUUGUUUGGUAUUUGUGAGUAAAAUAACAAUGUAAGCUCAGUUUUGUCCGAUGCACUUACUAUUGGCAAGAAAAAGUGCCAAAGCGAAUCGAACAUUUUUUCACGCAUCAGUUAGAAUAUUUUACAUUGUAUUUAAGAAGCUGUUAUAGGUUUCCUGUAUAGGUAAAUGAAUUAUGUGUUAUUGUU